Drosophila kikkawai is the source of this 3036-nucleotide messenger RNA. The record is from RefSeq and is a predicted model, not a curated record. NCBI's taxonomy places the organism in Eukaryota, Metazoa, Arthropoda, Insecta, Diptera, Drosophilidae.
UUUCACCCGUCGUCGGCUAUAGAUCGUUGCCAGCGAAAGCGGCGAAUACAACCCCCCCACACACACACUGAGCACACGGCCCUCACACACACACAGCCAGAAAUGCUUUGGAAAAUAUUUUUGAAACGAUUCCAAGCCGAGCUGCCCAAAGUCAAUAAAUUGAAAUAUGAACGCGUGAGGUGAAACCAAAAUAAAUCAAGUGAGAUAAUUGAUAAACUGAUUUUGUUUUAAAAAUCGUAACAAAACCGAAAACCUAAAACCCAAAACCAGUUAAAAAACACGAGAAAAAUAUAUGUUUUCCAGUGCAAAAAAGUGCAAAGAAUACAAAAAUAUACAACAAGUUGCCGCAAAUAAAUCAAAUUCAAUUUGUGCAAAUCAAUAAUUAUUCGAAUACAAAAAAUAUAACCCGUGUCGUUGUCGAAAGUGCAAUACAAAAAAUAUAUAGCAUACAUAUAUAUAUAUAUUUAUUACAACCAAUUACAUAUAUUACAUAUAUUGUUAAUCAAAAGUAAUAAAAAACACACAUAUCAAGGCAAAGUGCGGUUGACAAAAUACAACAAAGAAAUAAGAAAUAAUUGCAAAAUACAAAUACAAAACAAAACAAAAAGCUAUACGUAAUAAUUGCCGUCUGUCUGCGUUUGCAUUAAUUUAUUUUUUGCGGUGUAGUUGUAAAAAAUUCGUUGACGCUGCUGCAAGCGAAAAAGUAUCAGAUUCGAACUCGACGAGUUUCUGGAUUUCCGUUUUGGACUGAGACUCUGCGAAGCUCAGCAAAAAAAUCGCUUCAAAAACUCAAAACUCUUUCGGUAGACUGCCAACUCCCGACUCCCGACGAAUACUACGCACAAACCCAUGUUGGAUUAUAAUUUACACCCUUAAAUUUGGGGGCUACAAUGCGGCCAGAAGUAUACGAUGUUACUACAGUUCACGCUGCCCAAUGUCAGGACUAUUUUUAUACUGAUGAUUGUUGUGGUUGCCUUUGCGAUGCAAACAUGCGCCGAGAAAAAAGGCUAUGUUUUAACUCUGAAGGACCACAGCAACCGUGCGAUGCACAUCAAUUCGCACGGCAAAGUGAGCGCCGAGGACAUCUCGCUGGCACAGUUCUUCACAAUGGACAGUGUCGGCGAUGUUAUGGAUUUUAUGGAUUUCAGAAUCACCAUCUAUGCCGGGGAUGUCAACUACUUUCUGUGCUUUCAUCAAGGCAGACUUGUUGGAAAGAGAAACGCCACAAAGGACUGCCACUUCAGGGAGUCAAUGGUUAAUGGCCAUCACCAGUAUACCCAUGCCUACAAUCCAGUGCUGCAUGUUGGCUUCAAGCACAACUUUCGCCCAGUUGGCCCCAAGGAUUUGGCCAAGCCUCAUGUGAUGAAAAAGGCCACCUUCUUUUUCUUUAGCCUUGACGAGGAGAAAUUCCGCAGAUUAUUGCGUCAUCUUAAAAAUCAUACUGAGAAAACCAAGACCAUAAAAACAACAAGAACUACAUCAACAACAUCCACAACAACAACAACAACAAAACCACCCAGUACUACCACAAAAACACCAACCACAACACCAACACCAAUAACCACAACAACAUUGAGCCCAGUGGCGGGCACAAAACGCACGCGUUCAAAAUCGCGUCGCCCAACAAGUAUUAAUAGCGAUAGCAUACCCAGCGAGAGCCGGAGCCAGAGCAAUAGCCUUAAGUCCUACAAUCAAGCCAAUAGCAACAACGACGAAGAUGAAGAUUUGCUGCAGCAGCAGAAGAUCCUGCAGCGGAACCGGAAGCAGCACAGGCUAAAGAAGCAGCAGCAGCAAGAGCGUCGCCACAAGCACCGUCAGCAGGGAUCCCGGCGCACAGUGGGCCUAAUGGCUCAGCCGCAGCCCAAAAAUCUAGAGGUGCGUCAUCAUCACAAGAAUGCCACCAUAAUGGAGCGUCGCCGCCGUCGUCGUUUGGAGCGGCAGCAACACAAGCUGCAGCGUGAGCUUUGGGAGCGGGAGCAGCAAGAGCAUGAGCGGGAGGAGCAUCAUUUGCCCAAGGCCGCCACCUCGUCGGCCUCGAGCUCCUCCUCCUCCUCCUCCUCGACGGCCACAUCGACGGCACUGACAGCCACGGCUGCUUCCUUGGCGCCCAGCGCCUUCAAUUUGGUGGCCAUUGUGGCCGCCAGUCGUCGCAAGCGAGACAGGCGAAAACGCUCGGCAGCGGUGGCCAGCAGCAGCAAGAGUGGUGGAGCCUCCCAGCCACCCCCUGCUGCCGAUAUGCAACUGGUGGAACUACCCUCGCAGCGGCAGCAGCCACAAAACACUGAAUACUCAAAACCCUAUGUUAAUAGUAACUUAAACAACCCACUAAACAGUAGUAAUAGCAUUAAUGUUAAUCAUGCAAUACCUGCCUUGCCAAAAAACUACAACUACUUGUACAGUAACGAGCAUUAUAAUUUGAAUACUAAAAGUAGCACGACUGAUUCUAGUAGUUUAGAGACUAGCACUAAGUUCGAUAGUCCAAAUAGCCAUAGCCAUAGCCAUAGCCAUAGCAAUAGCCAUAGCGAUAGCCAUAGCCACAGCGCGUUCAAUCAGAAUAUUGACAAUAAUCUUAAGCAAUUAAACGAUCGAAUUGAGGAGGUGCCCGAAGCAGGUGAGAGGGAGAUGAAGGUGGAAAUGGAGAUGAAGAUGCAGAUGAAGUUACAGGAGACAGCGAGCGAGGAUGCUGUUGUGGAGAAUCGCAAUCAUAUUGAUGCUAAUAAUAUAAUCGACGAUACGAACGAUGAGGAGCACGAGGAGCUGAUUCUAAAUAAACUUUUUCGUGGCCUACAGGAGUUGCAACAGCAACAGCAACAACAGCAGCAGCAACAACCUAAUAUUGAUAAUCAUAACGAGAAUAUUAAUGUUGUUAACAAUAAUCAGAAUCAUAAUGAUAAUGGGCUGCUGACAAAUAAUAACCAUAAUAGUAAUUACAAUGAGCAAUUUGCGAAUGACGAUGAAAUGAUACGAAUUCAAAAUAAUAAAUAUGAAACACAUAUAGUACAAUACAAACAUGUGGUAUUUAUUUCGAAAAAUUAA